UAGGCAUCGGUGUGUUUCGCACUUCACGUCACUGCACAUGACAGUGUUGAUCCACACCAGAAAGUUUACUUAAGGACAUACAUGUAGCAAACAAUCCACAUCUUACAACCCGCUUUGACAUGCUGUUGCUGUCCACAACUCAGACCUGAUCGAACAUACACAUCAAACUAUACGAUCCCCACCAACUCAAGCUACCCCGCCAUCACAUCCCACCACAAACAUGUCGCAUCACCAUCACCACCAUGGUCACGGCCAUGACGAUGAGCACGCCGAAGCUCACGACCACGUCCACGACCAUAGCGAUGACAUCACACCAGCACUCCAGAACCUCCUCUACGAACAAAUAGACUUCAGCAAGCUCCACACCCUUAACGAAGACGACUCCAACUCCGGCCGCGCAAUCUGCCAAAAAACAUGGAUGCAAAGACUAGACCCAGAGCCAGAGCUCAAGAGCAGUGCAGAUGAACAGCUCCUCAUGAUAAUCCCAUUCACCGGCCAAGUCCGCCUCCACUCAAUCCUAAUCCGCACCUCGCAAUCCGACCACUCGCCCAAGACCCUCAAAGUCUUCGUAAACGCCGAUGACAUCGACUUCGACACCGCCUCCGAGAAGGAACCCACGCAGGAACUCUCCGUCUCGCAGUCCUCGGAGGUCCAGGAGAUCCCCGUGAAGCGUGCGUACUUCAACACAACGCGGAGCCUCGCGCUCUUCUUCGAGGAUAAUUGGAGCGGUGGCGAGGAGGAUGAGACGAGAAUUAGCUAUCUCGGGUUCAAGGGCGACUUCAUGAAGCUGAAUAAGGAGCCGGUGAACGUGCUGUAUGAGGCUGCGGCGAAUCCGGGGGAUCAUAAGGCGAUCGUGGGGACGGAUGUGGGUGUUGGGAGAAGUAUACAGUAGAGACAUGGAAUGGAGGAAGCUCCAUUCUGACCGUCGCAAAGGAGGGGAAUGAAAAGCGAGUGAUGAUACCAACAUAACAAUAGGCCUUCAGAUCAGAUUAACAGGAGUAAUCAACAGGAAAA
This is a messenger RNA of Aaosphaeria arxii CBS 175.79, 1014 nucleotides long. Its product is annotated as DUF1000-domain-containing protein. The coding region runs from base 221 to 892 and encodes 223 amino acids. The record is from RefSeq and is a predicted model, not a curated record. Lineage: Eukaryota; Fungi; Ascomycota; Dothideomycetes; Pleosporales. The transcript has 2 exons. Gene Ontology annotation, cellular component: nucleus.